Molecule: messenger RNA, 1678 nt
Organism: Zychaea mexicana
Lineage: Eukaryota; Fungi; Mucoromycota; Mucoromycetes; Mucorales; Lichtheimiaceae
Exons: 2
Coding region: 354-1307 (317 amino acids)
Source: RefSeq, a predicted model, not a curated record
CUUUAAAGCUCGCUGCCCUUUGCGUUUUUUUGCUAUUGUAUCAAAAUAUAAUUAGUCGAUUCUCAACAUGGACAGGAACUGUAGAUUUUUUUAAGCAUGUUUAUCAACCGAGAAGACGCCGUAUCAAGUAAAAGGAAAGGUUACUGUCUUGACUCGAAAAAGAGGCAUAAAGCAAUGAGGUGUACGCGGGAGGGGGCCCAAUGUCAGAAAGCAUGUUGUGCAACGUAAAAGUCUAUUCUCAGAAACGAAACGUCAGGGACCCUUCCGUUGGUAAUACCACUGCUGCCAACGAGUGAGAGAGAGUCACUUUUCUCUCUCUCUUUUCUUACUUUUUUUUUAAAUAAUAAUAACUAAUGUCGUUUGCAUUCACACCCGGCAACACACGCCAAAAGCCAAUUCCGCCAGCCUUUUACCCAGUACGCGGUUUCUUAUAUUUGGCGCAUAAUUACAAAACCCUGGCCGGCCCCAUUCUGUCCUCGGCCAUCAAGGCGAGCGUGCUCAGCUUGUUGGCCGUUGUGCCGUUGGUGAAAUACGGGUUCGGCCCGCAAUCGCGUCUCUUAUCCAAACUGUACCUCGAGCUACGACCGCAAGACCAAGCGCAAUGGUUUUUAGGCCCCGGUAUGGCGUUGACAGCAACGAUCUUGACGUUUGUUGAGUCGUUUGCCAUCAUGGGCAAGUUGGGCGACCAUUUUGUGGGCUCUGUCCGGGACCGGUUCUUUGAUGCCAUCCUUGCCGAACACAACGCGUUACCUGCACCCAAGAAGAACAAAAAGGAGGAGGAAAAAAACGAGGUACAACGACCGGAAGCUUUAGUCGAGUCAUUAAAUGUGGCAGUCGAAAACGUGAAAAAGGAAAUAGUACCCAAGGAUAUGGAGGAUGCGAAAGCCAAGGCACACAAACUCUUAUCGCCCGUCCACAUCAUGACGCUGUAUGCCCAAUCCGAGGAUUCAUGGAAGUUGUUCAUUCUCAAGCCCGUCUUGUUCUUGGUCUCGUUACCGUUGAAUUUGAUACCCGUAAUAGGACCGGUUGCGUUUAUUGGGAUCCAAGGAUUGACGCGGGGAGGACAGACGCAUAAGCGGUACUUUGACUUGUAUGAGUGGACGGCAGCUCGGCGUCAGAGACAGAUUGAACAGGCGUUCUGGCAAUAUCAUCAGUUUGGCGUGGUGGCUAGUGUCUUGGAAAUGAUUCCCUUUGCUGGUUUUGUGUUCUCGUAUACCAACCAUAUCGGCGCGGCCAUGUGGGUCAUGGAUCUUAAGGCUUCGAACAAUUUGGAGAGUCGCACGUUCUUUGAUUUGUUCAAGAAAUAGUAAUAUUUGUUUUUUUUUAUUAUACAACAAAAGAAUGUUUGUAGUGGAGGGGUGGUUUCUUUUUAUACAAGGAAAGAGGAUAUGAUGAUACAUUUGGGAUGUUUGUGGCAAUGGGGAUUAAGUUAUUCAGCAGUGGUAGUAGAUGUUAAGAAGAUUGUGUUGUUUAGGGUAGUAAAGAUAAGGAUAAUACAGUAGUCGAAAUAGAGGAGAUCAAAGAAAGAGAACAAAACGAUAAGUGCGUCUAAAGUCUGCUGUUGUUGUUUACCACUUGGUGCGUUCCCAUCUACCGUCGUACUUUUGGUUCAGAGCAAACAGCUUGACCUGCUCGCCCUCCUUGAUAUCUUGCCACGGUGCUACCUCUACAGACUUAC